ACCCAGUGGAAAUUUUACAACAACUUCCAUGUUUCUUUUGGAGGUUCCAGAGAAAAAGGAAAUAUUUAUAAAACCACCCAAAGAGACAAAGAAUUUGCAAAUAAAUUGGAGGUUAUAAACUGGUAACAAUCUGAAUGCCAAAGGAGACUGCAGCUGACAAAAGGACUUCAACACAGCCAACUGAAAAGUUCCUUUAUAAUGGUAAGCAUUAAUAGCUCCCACUGCUCCUAUGAUGACUCCUUUAAGUACACUUUAUAUGGGUGCAUGUUCAGUAUGGUGUUUGUGCUUGGAUUGAUAGCAAACUGUGUUGCAAUAUACAUUUUCAUCUGCACACUCAAAGUUCGAAAUGAAACUACAACUUAUAUGAUUAACCUGGCCAUGUCAGACUUGCUUUUUGUUUUUACUUUACCCUUCAGGAUUUUUUACUUUGCAACACGGGAUUGGCCAUUUGGAGACUUACUUUGUAAGAUUUCAGUGAUGUUGUUUUACACCAACAUGUACGGAAGCAUUCUAUUCUUAACCUGUAUUAGUGUAGAUCGAUUUCUGGCAAUCCUCUAUCCUUUUAAGUCAAAGACUCUCAGAACCAAACGAAAUGCAAAAAUUGUUUGCAUUGCUGUGUGGUUAACUGUGCUUGGAGGAAGUGCUCCAGCAGUUUUUUUUCAGUCUACCCAUGCUCAGGAUAACAAUACCUCAGAAACCUGCUUUGAAAAAUUUCCAGAAGACACAUGGAAAAACUAUCUCUCAAGGAUUGUGAUUUUCAUUGAAAUAGUGGGAUUUUUUAUUCCUCUGAUUUUAAAUGUAACUUGUUCUAGUAUGGUGCUAAGAACUUUAAAUAAACCUGUUACAUUAAGUAGAAGCAAAAUAAACAAGACUAAGAUUUUAAAAAUGAUUUUUGUACAUUUGGUCAUAUUCUGUUUCUGUUUUGUGCCUUACAAUAUCAACCUUAUCUUCUAUUCUCUUAUGCGAACACAAACGUUUGUGAAUUGCUCAGUAGUGGCAGCAGUAAGGACAAUGUACCCAAUCACUCUCUGCAUUGCUGUUACAAACUGUUGUUUUGACCCUAUAAUUUACUACUUUACGUCUGACACGAUUCAGAAUUCAAUAAAAAUGAAAAAUUGGUCUGUUAGGAGAAGCGAUUCCAGAUUCUCUGAAUCUCAUGGCACAGAGAACUUUAUUCAACAUAACCUACAGACCUUGAAAAACAAGAUCUUUGACAGUGACUCUACAAUAUAAGCUGCUUGAAAUAAAACUACUGGGACUUCACUGAAACAGAACCUUCAGGCUCUUUCAACUGUGAAACGUGUUUUCUUGGACUAUUUUUCCAACGUCAAAAGAAGAUAAAAACAUGGACAUUUAAAAAUUUUUAGUAUAAAGAAAAAUUGUAUAAAUGUGCUAAGUAUUAAAAUAUAUUCCAUUCUUGUAUACACUCCAUUUUAUUUUUCUGAGCCAUUUUGAUUUAU
Messenger RNA from Chrysochloris asiatica (Cape golden mole), 1460 nucleotides. RefSeq names its product lysophosphatidic acid receptor 6 (gene LPAR6). The record is from RefSeq and is a predicted model, not a curated record. Lineage: Eukaryota; Metazoa; Chordata; Mammalia; Afrosoricida; Chrysochloridae. Gene Ontology annotation, molecular function: lysophosphatidic acid receptor activity. The coding region runs from base 199 to 1233 and encodes 344 amino acids. The transcript has a single exon. Gene Ontology annotation, biological process: positive regulation of Rho protein signal transduction; phospholipase C-activating G protein-coupled receptor signaling pathway. Gene Ontology annotation, cellular component: membrane.